Marasmius oreades (fairy-ring Marasmius) is the source of this 2910-nucleotide messenger RNA. RefSeq lists its product as uncharacterized. The record is from RefSeq and is a predicted model, not a curated record. Lineage: Eukaryota; Fungi; Basidiomycota; Agaricomycetes; Agaricales; Marasmiaceae. The transcript is spliced from 4 exons. Gene Ontology annotation, biological process: protein phosphorylation. Gene Ontology annotation, molecular function: protein kinase activity. The coding region runs from base 120 to 2666 and encodes 848 amino acids.
CGCCACUUUUGUUUAACUUUAAAGGGCCUUUGUACUGGGUACAUUCUUUCGGGUGGGCACAGCACCAGCCACUUCAUUACAAAAUCUGACCUCCUUUGAUACGACCAUACCGGGACUCCAUGACUAAGAGGAAAAACACCUCUAUCUCGGUGGGGCAUUGUUCGAAGAGGGCAAAAUCUGGCCAUGAGGAAGCUUUGAGCGACGAGGACCAGCAUUCGAACGCACAGGUUGCCUACUACCGCCCUUUGACUUCGCACUCACUGACCGUCUACGAACGGUCUUCGGCUUCAAACCAUCCAAAGUCGGUCUAUGACCGGCCUUUGAACAGUAUACCCGUUAUCAAUUUCCUCUGCAUCGUUGCACCCCCAGAUCCUGACACGGGUACACUCAUGUUUCCUUCUGUAGAUGGAACUUCCUUGGGCAAGAAUGUGUUGACUGCUCAUGUUGCUUCAAAAACCCCCAAUCUUAAAGGUAGGGACUUGACCUCAAUUGCCCAAACCCGUUUCCAUCAAUCAAGAUUGUUCUCGCAACUUCCACCUGUGGAAAAGAUGUUGAUUAUCAAGCUCCACGAGCCACUCCUAUCCGACGACUACCAAAAGCUUUGCUCCCAGUUGCUGCAGUUCACAAACCACCCCAUUGAAGAUAUGGGCAUUUACUGGCCCAUUCCAGCACGAAUUCCUUCGCUAGCUCCUAACGAUAGCAUGUUUCAGUUCGUUGUUGCGUAUCCAUGUCCACAGGACAUGGAAUCUUUUGAGCCACUGCUGCCUAAAAACCCUACAUCUGAAUCUGAAUCUGAUAAACAAGAUGACGUAGAAGAUAGCGAAGAAGAUUCAGAUAAGGCAGGGCUCGGGGAACUCUAUCACGCUCUACGUGCGUCAUUGGGAAUCGAACUCGUUGCCUCUGCACAAGGUGUUGUGGCAAGCAGAAAGCUUACCAACGACGCGCGCUACUGGGAAGCUUCUAACGGUGUGGUUCAGCCAGUGGCACCAUCGCUCGCCUCUCGCGUGGCUGAGCUUCAGGGUACUGACCGACGAGUUGACCGAAGAGUUGACAACGGACGGCAUCCGCACAACGCUGGAUCUGGUACAACCGGUGCGUUCGUCGGUCUGUACAAUGACGUGUUUGCGGAGUUUCUACGAACCCGUGAGGAAUGUAGGAACGAUUCCCGAGGCGUCGCGGUAUUUACCGAUGUUUUCCUGAAAUCAAUUUACGAGCUGGUCGAAUGGAUGCGGCUGCGAACAGGGCGUUUUGGCGAACGGGAUCAGGUUGAUGCCAUCGUUAAAACUCUCAAGCAUCUCCUCGAGGGUGCUGGUCUGAAGCUCUCGGUCAGAGAGAGAACACAAACAGGCCCCGAACCAGACAUUGUAUUGCAGCUCGUGGUAUAUAGGGAGGGGGAGGAAGAGAGGGAAACUCCCCUCGUUGUCUUCGAGAUCAAGCCUGGAGGCUCCAAACACGACGCGAUGGUCCAGGCUACUCGUGGAUGGCUCGAAAUAUUGAAGGAUUUAUGGGACAAGAAAACCGUGACAGCCUGUUGCGGUCCUUGCUUCUUAAUCUCUUUCUAUGGAACGUCUCUCGCUGUCGGCGGUGCGGCAUUGCCCAACCGGCCAGUCGCUUAUUACCUGACUGGGUAUGAGUUGGUUCCCUACGGUGCCUUUCCAACCGACCAUAUUCGAAUGUUCGAGCUUGCCUGCACCUUUGCCGCUCUCCAAGUUUCCCUUGGUACGCUCAUCAAGAUGUACAAAGAGCUAUACAAAUCGCAGACACCAGCAAUUGAUAUUACGGUGCUCGAGGUUGGAGACAUCUCCACACAGGCACAUCCUCGUUUCUUUCCGUGGCCUCGGUCAUUCGUCUACAAAGGCAAAGGCUCAGGUGAUGCCGUCGCUUCCCGUCGAGUCGCCUUCCGAUACAUUCGUCCUCUUCGAUCGGCCAAUUUUAGUUCCGUAUUCAAGGUCCAGGUGGUCGCUCCGCCAGAUCCCGAGAAAGGAGAGGUGGAUCCGCACCCGACAGACGAUGAAUUUUUCAGAGCCAUCCCCUGGCUAAGCUCCAAGGAUUCAAAGACCCACGGUCCUGUGCCGGUGGGCUCAUACCUGGUCGUAAAGUUUGUGCUCGAGUACGGAAGCGACGCCCACCAUGCCAUGGCUAAAGCCGACAAGGCUCCCAAGUUGUACUCUUGCGAACCUUUUGAGAUGUGUGGUGGCUAUCAAGGUCUCCAGAUGGUUGUCAUGGGCUUUGUAGAAGGAAGAACGCUAGCCGAUGUUUCAGUUACAACCACAAUCAAGGAGGAUGUCAAGAAAUGCGUUGGUGUUUUGCACCAGCUCGGUUUUGUACAUGGCGACUUGUGCGAACAGAACUUCAUCGUUGACAAGGGCACCGGGUCAGUCGUUAUGAUUGGCUUCGACACUGCAGUCCUCAAAACGGAUAAGGACGAGGGCGAGGGACCCCAACACCCCCACGGUUCAUCUCUGACCCGUCUUCAAAGAAAGCUGCUGAAGGUGCCAGAAGGUGGUCUUGAUCCAUGGAGAUCAUUUGAAAGGUGUAACAAGGACAAGUACUCGCUGAGGUGGAGCCCAACUCAUUUCAAAGAUCAGGUUGACAGGACCAUAAGCUGGGAGGUGGAUUCUCGUAUGCUGGUAUCCAUGAUAAAUCGUUUAACAGGAACGCUAUAGCUACCGCUCUCUCUUAUCAUUAUAUUCUUUCCCAUUUCGACUCAUCAAUAAAAUCGGACGACGGCCUAUCAAAAGAAAAACAGUUGAUCCGUUGUAUUGUACAGUCGUUAAGUUACAGCGACAUCCAAAAUUGUAGCGCAAUUAUGAUUUUGUGUAGCUAUAUACCUUCAACUUUAUACCUUCUGGGGGCAGUCAAUUUUCUGUAUCAUGUUUUCUGUUUUUCUGUUGUAUGUGAACUUGUAGC